AUGCACUUCCCCAUCGUCAGCCUCUUGUCCCUGGUUGCCCUGGUCAGCGCCGCGCCUGCAAACCUCCAGGCUCGAGAUGCUACCAACUGCGGCGGCGUCCAAUACACCGCUGGUGCUGUCCAGGCAGCUGCUGAUGCUGCUUGCAACUAUGUCCAGAGCGGCAGCCAUGCCGGAUCCUCGACUUACCCUCAUCGAUACAACAACUACGAGGGCUUCGACUUCCCCGUCGCCGGCCCCUACAACGAGUUCCCCAUCCUCAAGUCUGGCCAAAUCUACUCUGGUGGCUCCCCCGGCCCUGACCGCGUUGUCAUUUCUAAUAGUUGCAACCUUGCUGGCGUCAUCACCCACACCGGUGCUUCUGGAAACAACUUUGUCGGCUGCUCCGGCACUUCGUAA
Molecule: messenger RNA, 396 nt
Organism: Metarhizium brunneum ARSEF 3297
Lineage: Eukaryota; Fungi; Ascomycota; Sordariomycetes; Hypocreales; Clavicipitaceae
Gene: RNF1
Product: Guanyl-specific ribonuclease F1
Molecular function (GO): RNA nuclease activity; RNA binding
Source: RefSeq, a predicted model, not a curated record